This is a messenger RNA of Camelina sativa (false flax), 1186 nucleotides long. RefSeq names its product TLC domain-containing protein At5g14285. The record is from RefSeq and is a predicted model, not a curated record. Lineage: Eukaryota; Viridiplantae; Streptophyta; Magnoliopsida; Brassicales; Brassicaceae. Gene Ontology annotation, cellular component: membrane.
UUGCUUUAGCUAUAACUCAAAACGAAACGACAUAAAAAGCGAUUAAGUUUCUUCGUUCUUCUUCUUCCUCUUCAUCCAUUGUGGAUUAGGGUUGAGAUUCCGAAUCUCAAUGUCGAUCAACAUCGGAGAAAUCUCGGUUCCAGACCUACCAGUCUUCUUCUCCAUGUUCUUAACCAUCUACCUAAUCGCUUACUUCAUCGUCUUCCGCAAUUGGAAACCACAAAUCCGUCCCGAAGCUUCUAGCUGCCUGAUCUCAAUCUUCCACGGAACUCCGGCCGUUUUCCUCGCCACACGCGCCGUCUUCUCCUCCUCCUCACGCACCUUCGCCUCCGCCAACACCGCCGCCCAAAACACCGUCCUCGAUUUCAGCGUCGCUUACUUUUUCACCGAUCUCCUCCACUACAUCGUCUUCAACCCAAGCGACGUACUCUUCAUCGGCCACCACUUGGCCACUCUCUUCGUCUUCCUCACGUGCCGGUUCCUCGUCUUCCACGGCGCUUGCGCAAUCUUAGGCCUAUUGAUCCUAGCCGAAGUCACGAGCGCCUGUCAGAACGCGUGGACGCUCGCCGGAGCUAGGAAAAGCGAUCCGGAUUCACAGUUAGCCGUAAAAGUGUACCAUCUCUUGUCCCCUCCGUUUUACGCCUUCUACAGUAUCGUUAGGGGUGUGUUGGGACCUUUGUUUUUCGUGAAAAUGGUAUCGUUUUACGCGAGAGGCGGUGCUCAUGGUGUGAUACCUAAUUGGUUGUGGAUUUCUUGGGCUAUUGUUGUUGGAACUGCUAUUACUGUUAGUAUACUUUGGAUUUGGAACCUCUGGAUUGAUUUGUUUAGAGAAAGGAAAGCUAAUCAACUAGGACAGGACAAGAAAAUUAGAUAGCUCUCUUUCUUUCUUCUCUCUCUCACUCUCAACAUCACUGUUUGAGCUUCAUUUCCCAUAUAUGUACUAUAUAUUAUAUAUACCAUUAUUGUUUUCACUUUUUAGAAUUCUCUUUAAACUAUGUAUGUUUUGCUUCUGGUGUGCAAAUGCACUGUUUAAUUCAUCUCUGUAUUGUUCACUUGUUUAUCUACGAGUUGCUACCCAUUGACUCUCUUUGUUUACAGACUAAUGUAAUAUUGUUUAUAACACCUUGUAAACGACUCUGAUUGCCUUAGCUGCUACAACAGAUCUUAGAAUUCGUGUUGGAUUGAA